This is a messenger RNA of Protopolystoma xenopodis, 336 nucleotides long. The record is from the annotation of a GenBank genome assembly. NCBI's taxonomy places the organism in Eukaryota, Metazoa, Platyhelminthes, Monogenea, Polystomatidea, Polystomatidae.
AUGAACGGCUGCUUUAGUACCAAUGUAGCCACCGCUUGCCUGGAUCCAUCCUCUACCGACCUGGUUGAGUGCAUCCGCGUUGGAAUUCUGCACAACCCUCUCGGCCGGUUCCUCACCGCUGAAUCGUUCAACAAUGAGAUCAACGUAUCCUGCACGGUAUUACGUAAACGGCAGAUCUGGAGCAUGCAAAUCCAUCCGAGUAGGCCGGGCGCAGUCUAUUUGCUGAACUAUUUGGACCGAUAUCUGUCAGCCGAUAACGAUGGGCGCAUCUAUACCUCGCGAACUCCAUGUACGUCGUGGUUCCCUACCUCUUACGACUUGAUUUUUUCCAAUUAA